AGUGGCUCGGGGCAGAGACGGCAGCGGGGCAGGUGCUACUAAUGACACAGGCUCUCCAUUGGUUCGAGUGGUGAAGUAAGAAGCUCCCACGAGUCCCUUCUCAUUGGAGUGUAGCGGUGUGACAUCAGACCCCGAGCGUGGCAUUGGUUCCCUGAAGUGUGACGACAGACUUACGCCUUUGAAAGUUGGCUAACCGUUCUCUUACUGGCUGGAGAUCCGUGACGUCACUUGGGUUAGAAGUCGCGGGGAUUUAACUCUGACACUCUGUAUUCAUUGACAGCGCGGCAGCCGUAGCAUCAGCACCAGUGUCGGUGCAGAGCGUUUGGAGGUGCUAUACACAGGCUUGCUGCUCCGCGCCACAAGGCAACGUAUCUCCCAGCAAACUUCACUCAACCGUGUGGAAAAGAUUAUUGUGUGGUUGAGCGGUGAAGUGUGGUGUUACUUCCCUGCGUAUGAUACAGAGGGAAGGAAAGAGAACCAGUGAUAGAUAAAACCUGACAAAUCGGCACCAUCUGUUGUAAACGUGCCUGUGUGUGUCUGUGGAGUUAUCAAAGCUUCGAGAUGAGAUCGAGUCGCUCGUGGCGAUUAACGUAACAGGAGUGAAGGCGCAGAGCGUGGAGGUGUCGUAGGAGGUGUAGGAUGUGCCAAGGAACCUACGAUUGCGGCGGAGAGUGCAACAGCGGCGCCAACAACACCACUACCACCACCACUACCAACAACAACAGUAUCCACAUUUAUAACAGCAUCAACAGUAGUAACAAGCCGGACAGUACACACUCCGGCACCAUCCAGCCCUCGAGGAACAGCAUGACUAUGGGCGGUGUGCGGGGCGGCUCCACCCUCAACGAGGUGGGCGUGCCGAGACACGUGCCGCACUACGCUUCCACGCCACAUCUCUUCGUCUACCAAGCGGCUGAGGACGAGGACGAGGUGGACAACGACACCAAAGAGAUCAAGGAACCCAUAUAUUCUUCUGCCAUCGACAUCCGCAAGGUGGCGGCCAACAAGGAGGUGGAGGCGGUGCGGCGCAUCAAUGAGAAGUAUGACUCUCUGCGGGCGCUGACCGACCGCCGAGAUGAACCUGAGGAUCCAUUGGCUGUGACGGACGAGGACGUGUCGCGCAUCGAGACCUUCUUCCGAGGCCACAAGACUCAGCUAUGGGUGUGCCGCACGAUGGCCAACCUGUACAGUGAGGGCGGCGUGGGCGCCACACAUGGCACCUGGGAACUCAAGUACACAGGUGUGCCCAUCCUGCUGCUGGACCUGGGCGACACACGCUCCAGGGACAAACGGCAGCUGCAGCUCGUUCUGGCUGAAAAGGGGACAGGUUUUGCUUUGUGGCGAGACGUGGUGGAUAACCUGACAUCCUACCGCGCCCAAGAGCCACAGUUCCACACGCUGUACCUGUCCUCCGAUCACCGCCGCCGCAUGGGCUUCUCCUUCAACGAAGGUCGCGCUGCCUGCGAGUUUCUGAGUCACAUUGAGCGACUCACAGCCGAUCCCGCCAACAUCUCGCUCUCUGGCCCCAGCAAGAAGAAGAACAAAAUCAAAGAGAAGUUACCAAAGUACAAAGCACCGAAAAAGACGGAGAUCUCUACUCCUUGCAACUUCCAACACGUGACCACUGUUGAUGCUUGCGACAAGACGCGAUUCUUCUCAUUGCAAGCGUUCUCCAAGGCAAAGAACGCGCCGCCCAUCCAGCCUCACACGGUGCUGGAGCGUCCCACCAUCAUUGCUUCGGACACCAAGAAGUAGCGGUGACCCGUCUUCCGUGCUGCUACUCUCAGUGAGUCGUUUGAAUUAAUAACUGAACUCUGAGUGAUACUGACAGUGAGGACGCGUCGAUCGGUGCGCCAUCUACUCUUAGUGCCAAUGUGUAGCUCAUUCCGUGACCCGUACUAAUUAAAGGCAACUAUUGAACUGUAGCUGUUAAGUAAGAAUUGUGAAGUGUCUGUGGGUAAAAGCAUAUGUGUUCUAGACAUUGUUCCUCUGCAGUAUGACAACGAAUGUGCUUAAAAUCGUGCAAACUUAAAUCUCAUUUACAAGGUUCUGACAGUACAGCUCAGCAGCAGACAGGAGUGAAGGAUCACAUUCUCUUACACUUUUGCCAGAACAUUUCACUGAACAUACACUUGAAAUUAAUUAAAGUUUAUCUACAAGUCCACUCGUCAACAUGUCGAAUUAAGACAUACAAGAAUACUCUGAGUAGUGGACUGGUGGACUGCACACAGCCGCUGGAGGUGGAACGAGGCUCGCAGUCGUGCUGUGAUCAAGACACACGCGUAACACUCCCAUGUGCCACCACUAGCUGUAGUUGUUUGUGUAGAUUUAAUGAUAGUCGUUACAUAGAUAUAAAUCGACCAUGUAGAUACUGCAAAAGAUCGUUCAUAAUGAAAAGAUCAUUGUAAAUGUUGUGCUUACAAAUAUUAUGGAAACAGCCUUCAAACUACCGUGGUGAAGCCGUGCACUGCGUCAGGAAAGGGAAACUUCCUACAGAAUACACGAGUGCUGAAUAUUGGUAGUGUACACUGCAGUGUCAUGGAUGCCAUGAACUGUCAACAAGGAAGUGUAUGUGUUGCUGAAGAGCUAAUAAUUAUUCCUCUUCCCAUAUGAUCGUAGCGUUAGCAGCUGAGGUGUGAGAGUUCGCCACAGUGAGCGGGACGAAGCAAGUUUAUUCAAGGACUGUGCUGAGCUGGUGCUGCCGACCUCCUCCCGCCUCACCCCCAGCAGGGAGAGGCAGGGAAGGAGGGGCCGCGUGGUGGAGCGUCACUGGUAUGCGAAGACAAGUGAUAGAAGUCAGUGUGAGCCCUUCGAUGUGUCGGAGUCGUCAUCGUCCACCGCCGGGACGCCUGUCAUGGGCCAGGCUCAUGUGGGUGAGUCCCGGCCACGAGGGUCACUGGUGGCGCCGCGGUCUGUUGCACGGCGGUGACGGGCUGCACUACCUGGUGGCUGGUGAAAGGUCGCCGCAAUAGCAGUGUUGUGUGGCCUGUCUGGAUGUCUGUAUUGUUAAGUGCAUCUGUGUAGUUCAUACUUGUACUGCGGGGCUUCAGUGUUAUCAGAUAGUGCUGGUGUGGUGUUGAUCUGCUCCGUGGUUGUACAUACAUUGUGUCAUUGGUCUAAGUCAUGCACUGUUUCAGUGGACGAUAUUUCUCUGUUGAAUUCUGAUUUGUGAAUCAUUAAUUUUACGGGAAAUUUAAGAAAAAAGUAAAUUCAAAUAAAAAUUGGUAUUACAAAGAUUCAUCACGUUGAGAUUCAUUUUAGAUGCUUAUUUAUGUUUUGUAUGCAUAACACUUUGGUGACAACAAGUAGUGAGUGUCAUAACAUUAAUGAAAUGAAGCAGUGGUAGGUGCAGAAGGAUUAUGUCGUAAUUUCCUGCAUAUCCCGCCCUGCUGUUCGUGGCCUGGAGGAAGGCCGGUAGGACCAACGGCUCGUGAGGGCACAUCAGUGCAACACUGCUGAAGACACGUGCCAGCACCAGUGGUGGUGUUGAUUCAGCCAAGAGAUGGCUGCAGUCUGAGUUUCUGUAUGUUUGGUCCCAGUUUUGUUGAUAAUUACUGAACAACAUGCUCCCCAAGUGGCUGGUGACAGUGUAGCAUUGAUGUGGCCACACUCAAGCCUGCACACCUUGAUGUAAUGCAUCUUCUUUCCGUUGAGAAUGUGUUUGUGGCAGUCCCUUCUUCAUGUUCCCUUACUGCACCAUGUUUCCUGUUUCAUGGCCUGAGUACGUAAAACCCCAGCUUCCUGACGAGAACGUUACGGCUCGUCGUGUUCCUGACGGCGCCGCGUCAAGGCCACAGAGGAAUAUGUCUGAUUACAACUUUGCAGACUAGUUAUCGAAGCCGCCAUCUUUUUAUGUUACAUAUGUUUUGUACCUGACGGCAGAGCCUUGUGUGUGUGUGUGUGUGUGUGUGUGUGUGUGUGCGCGCGCACGUGCGCGUGCGUGCGCGAGCGCGCGCGUGCAACAUUCCUCAUUCAGAUUUUUUAUAUCAAUAUAUGUUAGUUUAUAAAGUUAUUAGAAACUCCUUUGCAGCUCUUUUUUGUUACGUAAUACCCUUAUGUAUGAUUUUGCAAUAUCUACAAUAUACGAACCAAUCAAACCUGUAUGUACAGUGUAAAUAAAGAUACGCGUAGA
This is a messenger RNA of Scylla paramamosain (green mud crab), 4132 nucleotides long. RefSeq lists its product as uncharacterized. Gene Ontology annotation, molecular function: DNA-binding transcription factor activity, RNA polymerase II-specific; RNA polymerase II cis-regulatory region sequence-specific DNA binding. Gene Ontology annotation, biological process: regulation of transcription by RNA polymerase II. The record is from RefSeq and is a predicted model, not a curated record. The transcript is spliced from 3 exons. Gene Ontology annotation, cellular component: nucleus. The coding region runs from base 640 to 1755 and encodes 371 amino acids. NCBI's taxonomy places the organism in Eukaryota, Metazoa, Arthropoda, Malacostraca, Decapoda, Portunidae.